AUGAUCACACUUGAGGAGGAUUCCAAACCGGUGAGACAAGCUCAAAGAAAGUUAAACCUGAUUAUGGCUGAGGUAGUCAAGAAAGAUGUGUUGAAACUACUUGAUGUUGGUAUCAUCUACCCUAUCUCCGAUAGUAAAUGGGUGAGCCGAGUCGAAGUAGUUCCCAAGAAAGUUGGAGUAGGUGAAAAGCUCUCAGUUCGAAAGCAAACUGGAUGGCGCCAAUGCAUAGAUUAUCAUAAGCUCAAUGAGAUAGCGAUAGCACCCGAUGACUAUGAGAAAACAUCAUUCAUUUGUCCAUUUGGAUUUUUUGCCUACAGAAUGAUGCCUUUAGGUUUUUACCGGCGCUUUAUCAUGGACUUCUUCAAGAUUGGAGCACCAGUGUUUCACCUCCUACAGAAAGAUGUGGCAUAUGAGUUCAAUGAUGAUUACAAGAAGGCAUUUGAAGCAUUGAAGGAGCGUCUGACAACCCCACCAAUUAUCCAACCUCCAAACUAG
Molecule: messenger RNA, 495 nt
Organism: Andrographis paniculata
Lineage: Eukaryota; Viridiplantae; Streptophyta; Magnoliopsida; Lamiales; Acanthaceae
Exons: 3
Coding region: 1-495 (164 amino acids)
Source: RefSeq, a predicted model, not a curated record